Molecule: messenger RNA, 1578 nt
Organism: Penicillium canariense
Lineage: Eukaryota; Fungi; Ascomycota; Eurotiomycetes; Eurotiales; Aspergillaceae
Exons: 3
Coding region: 1-1578 (525 amino acids)
Biological process (GO): transmembrane transport; carbohydrate transport
Cellular component (GO): membrane
Molecular function (GO): carbohydrate:proton symporter activity
Source: RefSeq, a predicted model, not a curated record
AUGCGAUGGCUGGAACGCUCUCGGUGGAUGACCUGCCCGUACUAUGCGCUGGUGAUCUUCGUGAUUGCUUGCGGUGGUAUCCCUAAAGGUUACGAUGAGGGAGGAUACAGUGCGAGCGUCAAGCUCGAGUCGUUCCAAAUCGACUUUAACCUAAUCAAAUCGCACUGGACGAAUGAUCCCACGGGGUUGACCAAUCGCAGUGCCAACAUCACCUCCUUUAAUGUGUUGGGCGCCGCAUUUGGUGCCCUAGCUGGUUUGGAUCUCAACGACCGCUUAGGGCGGCUGAUCUCGUGGCGGCUGGCCUGCGUCGUGUGGGCUAUCGGGACCUUCAUCCAGGUUUUCUCCUCGGGAAUCUAUGGCUUGCUGCUCUUUUCCCGUAUCUUCGCCGGCCUCGGUGCCGGUUUGCUGACGGUCACGUCGCCACUGUACCUGUCCGAGGUCGCGCCCCGGGCAACGCGAGGUCUCGCGGUCGGCAUGUACAUGGUGGUUCUGCUGGCAGUGCUUGCCAUGGGCUUCUUCAUUAAUUAUGGCGCCAAUCUCCACAUGGCUGCUACACGCGCCCAAUAUCGCCUAGUUCAGGCUAUCCCUCUAAUUCCUGUCGGCAUCGCCUUCGGCCUGUCAUUCCUCUGCCCAGAGACCCCGCGGUACCUUGCAUCGCAGCACCGCCAUAAAGAAGGAAAGGAGGUUCUUGCUCGCCUACGCGGAAAGUCUGUCGACGAUGAGGGCGUUGAAGCAGAAUUCGAGGAAAUUGACCGACAGGCGCGCGAGCGGGCAGACCUGAAGACUGUCUCUCACUGGCAGGCUUUCAAGGAGUCGCAGCUCAACGCCAACUACCGCCAGCGGUUCUGGCUGCUGAUGACUAUGCAGACUAUUGCGCAGUGGACUGGUGGUAACGGUAUCACUUACUAUGUGACCAACAUCUUCGAGUACGCUGGUGUUACUGGUGCGAACCAGUCUCUGAUUUCCUCCGGCGCAUAUGGAAUUGUCAAGCUCGUCUUCACCAUGGCGUUUACCUGGGGUCUGAUCGAUCUCUUUGGUCGCCGACGCUGCGCUCUCACUGGUCUUUCUCUGCAGCUGGCGGCGCACAUCUAUAUGGGCAUCUAUAUUGGCCUACAGCCUGGCUCGUCAGACAACCAAUCUGCCUCGGACGCGGCCAUCGCAUCCGUUUUCGUUUACGCCGUCGGCUGGUCGAUCGGCCUUUGCACUAUUCCCUACCUAUACGGCACGGAGAUCUUCCCGACCAGCAUCCGCAACGUGAGCUAUGCUAUCAGCAUGGGUCUUCACUGGUUCUUCCAGUUUGCCGUUGUACGUGUCACCCCGAACAUGUUCAGCUCCCUUAAUGUCUGGGGCGCCUAUCUCUUUUGGGCUAUUAUCUGUACACUUGGUUUGAUCAUCUUGGGCAUCUGGAUGCCUGAGACGGCUCAGGUCCCUAUUGAGCGCAUGGACGAGCUCUUCUCCGGGCCCUGGUACCUCCGCUGGCGCGCUCGGCCCAAGUACGUCGAUGAUUCAUUCGAGUUCACGGAGACUGUGCGGGUCGCCUCCCACGAUCAAGAUCGAAAGACUUUCCAGUCCAAUUAA